CUCGCGGGCGAUGUCGCAGUGGCUGGGCGGCCGGAUUAGAUGUUGAGCUGCCAAGGGCAAGGGACAGGCCACUCUUGCGCUGCAAGCCAUGAUUGGACCGCUGCGUCAGUGGCCCCUCCCCCACAUUUCAGACCCUCGAGGUCUAACAUCCCAACUGUCAGCCGCCAACUUAGCUCCUCGGCCUCCACAAUCAGCCGGGCCUGCACAAAACACCACGCCGGUCCAGCUUCUGCACGGCACUUUCCAUCACGACUGCCUCGUCGACAGCCAGCCAUUGACUCACCGCCAUGGCUCCCACCGCCCUCAAAUACCCCUGACAGAUUCCAGCUGCCUCUGACCCCUCUGGCAAUCCUUCUUCUUUUCCUUCGUCGUCCCUCUUCUCCUACAACACCACCGCCACAGCCAUACACAAUGUUUGGAGUUGCCUUCCGCCGGAUACUGGCUCCGGCCUGCCGCUCUCGAUGGGCCGUGGCAGCAGCACCACCACCAUCAUCCCUUUCCAAAAUCUCUCCCCGCCAACACCUUGCCGCCGCCGCGGCCUAUUCAUCCUCCUGCAGCAGCAGUAGCAGCACGCCCACCCGCAAGUCCCGCGAGAUGAUCCCCUCCUCGUCGAUCCGCAUCCUCCGCUCCGUCGAGUCGGUCCGCCGCUGGCGCAAGCCGCACAUGCUCGACCACCGCAUCGUCGGGCUCGUGCCGACCAUGGGCGCCCUGCACGAGGGCCACCUGAGCCUCAUCCGCGCCGCCGCCCGCGAGGCCCACCACGUCGUCGUCAGCAUCUACGUCAACCCGGCCCAGUUCGGCAUCAAGGAAGACCUCGCCUCGUACCCGGUGACCUGGGACUCGGACUGCAAGAUCCUCGCAGACCUCGAUCGCCAGCUCGCCGACGACGGCGGCAACCUCGGCCGCAUCAGCGCAGUCUUCGCCCCGACCACCGCGGACAUGUACCCCUCCGGCUUCCCCGGCCAGGAGGUCGGCUCCAAGGGCAGCUUCGUCACAAUCACCCCCGUCGGCGAGGUCCUCGAGGGCGCCAGCCGCCCCACCUUCUUCCGCGGCGUGGCGACCGUGUGCAUGAAGCUGUUCAACAUUGUCCAGCCGGAGCGCGUCUACUUUGGCCAGAAGGACGUCCAGCAGACCGUCGUCAUCCGCAACAUGGUCCGCGACUUCAUGCUGCCCACCGAGGUCGUCGUGCGCCCGACGAGCCGCGAGCCCGACGGCCUCGCGCUGAGCUCGCGCAACGUGUACCUCGGCGCGCGGCGGCGCAAGGUCGCGACGGUGCUCAACCGCGCUCUCAGGGCCGCGGAGGCGCAGCACGCUACGCAGGGGGCACUCGACCGCCGGUCAAUACUGGGCGCGGCGAACAAAGUCGCCGAGGAGGUUCUGGCGGAGCAGAUGGCCCUGGCACCCGAAGAGAGAGUAAGGUUUGAGGUUGAUUACAUCUCGCUCGCGGACCCGGGCACCAUGAUGGAGCUAGAGAAGGUCGACCCAGAGAAGGGAGGCAUUCUCAGCGGCGCUGUCAAGAUGUUGCCUGUCGAGGCACCCCAGUCCGGGGAGGAUCUCGGCCACAGUGGCGGUCCGGCCGUCAGGCUGAUUGAUAACAUCAUUCUGAAACCGUCGAGCACAAGGUGAUCUGGAGGUCUCCCAUAUUUUGUCCCAAGUACGAGCGAUUGAGAAAUAUAUCGCAGGUCAAGAUUACUCGCGCCGCCAGACGAGAGUUGGUAACAUCACAAAAACAUGUAACAUUUCACAAAGGCUUCCGUUCAGAUAGAGAUAAUGAAUAGAUACCAAUAUCAAGGCACCG
Messenger RNA from Microdochium trichocladiopsis, 1798 nucleotides. RefSeq lists its product as uncharacterized. The transcript has a single exon. Gene Ontology annotation, biological process: pantothenate biosynthetic process. The record is from RefSeq and is a predicted model, not a curated record. The coding region runs from base 40 to 1626 and encodes 528 amino acids. Lineage: Eukaryota; Fungi; Ascomycota; Sordariomycetes; Xylariales; Microdochiaceae. Gene Ontology annotation, molecular function: pantoate-beta-alanine ligase activity.